Messenger RNA from Nasonia vitripennis (jewel wasp), 2094 nucleotides. Its product is annotated as transmembrane protein 68. Gene Ontology annotation, cellular component: membrane. The record is from RefSeq and is a predicted model, not a curated record. Gene Ontology annotation, molecular function: acyltransferase activity. The transcript is spliced from 8 exons. NCBI's taxonomy places the organism in Eukaryota, Metazoa, Arthropoda, Insecta, Hymenoptera, Pteromalidae. The coding region runs from base 409 to 1398 and encodes 329 amino acids.
UUGCUUUUUCAACUUCGCUAAAGUACGUAUAAGUACCAUACAGAAAUUUAUUGUUGAUAGUUUUUCCACGUACUUGCAGUGUACUUAAAUGCAAAUAUAAUUAGCGGAUAUUGAAAGUAGUCAUUAUAGUUACCUUUACAUCAUUAGGUAUAUGAUACAUAAGUAUUCACACAAAUACAUAUAUAUGCAUUACAUAUUCAUCUGUAUAUUUAGAAAGUUGGAACUGGUUGGAACUUGGCGACCGCAGGCGGACCAUCCAGGCGAAGCACAUAUUUAUUGUGCGAGACGGAAGAAAUUCGAAAAUCAGUGACAUCAUGAUUGACCAUAUUUUUAAGCGAAAUGAUGAGGAUCAACAGAAAAAAUGCUCAGUGAUGUUAUGGAUACGAUAAGGUUUCGCGAAUUGUCAAUAUGAUUUCUGUACUGUCUGGCGUUUGGAAUUCUGUUGAAGAUAUGAUAGUUGAUUACAUUGACUUCAAUGUUACACUAUGGCUAUUAAUGCCAUUAUUAAUAACAUUUUUACUUCCACUGGUGAUUGUUCUACUUUUAUAUGUAACUGCCUUGAUUUUAUACGUUUAUAGACUACAUAGGCAUAGGUUAAGAAGUGCCUAUGGUACUGACUGGAGAAAUGCUUCAAGAAGCGUUGUAGCUGCUGUUUGGGACGCACAUGGAUGGAUAUGGCAUGGUUACAAAGUUGUUGGGAUAGAGAAUAUUCCAACGGAUGAACCUGUUUUAUUUGUUUACUACCAUGGAGCAAUACCAAUAGAUCUUUACUAUUUUAUAUCUAAAGUAUUCCUGUUUAAUUCAAAACUUAUCCAUACUGUGGGCGAUAGAUUUCUUUUUAAAUGCCCUGGUUGGUCCAUUAUUUCUGAUGUUCUGAAAGUAAUACCUGGCACUAUCCAAACAUGCUCCUCCAUUCUAAAGGAAGGCAACAUGCUUGCUAUUUCACCAGGUGGUGUAUAUGAAGCUCAAUUUGGAGAUGCAUAUUACCAGUUAAUGUGGAAGAAAAGAUUAGGAUUUGCAAAAGUAGCUUUGGAUGCUAAAGUGUCUAUAGUUCCAAUGUUUACAAAAAAUAUUAGAGAAGCUUUUCGAUCAAUAAGUUGGGGUAGAAAAUUAUGGCUGAGAUUGUAUGCAGCAACCAGAUUUCCUUUUAUUCCAAUUUAUGGAGGAUUCCCAGUUAAACUAAAAACUUAUGUUGGUAAACCCAUAGCGUAUGAUGGAACUCUAACACCUGAACAGCUGCAACAAAAGGUUGCAGCUGCACUCGAUGACUUGAUUAGUGAGCAUCAAAAAAUACCAGGAAGUAUUUUUUGGGCAUUGGUAGAACGAUUUUAUGAUUUAGAUAAGACAGUAGAAUGCAAUUUGAAAGAUACUGAAAAAGUUAAAAACAAAAGAGAAUAAUUAGUAUUAAAAUCGUAUUAUAAUUUUAGAAUCUCACAUGUUUGGGAUUGGAGCAUUUUCGAAGACUUUUUUAAGUUUAGCAAUACAAGGUGUUGAAUAUUUUAUCAACAUUUUACAAACUUGUUUGUACUAAUUAUAAAAAAAAAUAUUGUCAUAUUUUUAACUGUUUGUAGUUUUAUUGUGUAAAGAGAUUUCCAUCACAUUCCACUCAAAGCAUGGAUUGUGUUAAUGGAUGAUUACUUAAUUAGUGGUGCCUGUGCAUUUUUUUUUUAAUUCUUACAAUUUUAUAUUUUUGACAAAGAUAUGUGCAAUUAUUGUAUAUUAUAAAUAUCGGCGAACACGUUCUAUAAUUAUGUGAUUCCAUUGCGAUUAUGAAUUUUUAAUACCAACAAUGUUAAAAGCAGUAUGGUCUUGAAACUGUAGAAAAGUCAAUUUUUAUUCCAAUGGAAUGCAAGCAGUUCUAUAGGAACUCAUGAUUAACAUACCGUUAUGUCUUUAUGCAUUUAAAAAGACGAUUCUCUGCGUUUUCAAGAGCAGAAUUGUUUUUUCAACUAAAAAAAUACUGGUGAUAUUGUUGCGUUUUACUCUUAAGUUAUAUUGUAUGGUGCAAAAGCUUGUACUUAAAUAAUCUAUUUUAGUGUAUUUAUUGCUUUUAUAUGCAACGGAUACGAAAAUAAAGGAAAUGGGGAAAGAAAA